Molecule: messenger RNA, 1277 nt
Organism: Homalodisca vitripennis (glassy-winged sharpshooter)
Lineage: Eukaryota; Metazoa; Arthropoda; Insecta; Hemiptera; Cicadellidae
Exons: 2
Coding region: 124-1218 (364 amino acids)
Source: RefSeq, a predicted model, not a curated record
UAGAUAUAUUUCUGGUGGAGUUAUUGUGAGUGUGUGUUAUUUCCAAACAAAACAUAACCUAAACAACUUUUUAAAACUUUUUGUAAUAACUUUACAACUUAAAAAUUUUAAGAUUUCAUCAAUAUGGAUCUGUUUCCAAAAUCAUCCAGGGAUAUCUUCAGAGAUAGAAUAAUAGCAAAAGGUAGUGAUUCUGACAUGAUAGAAACGAAAAACCCGAAAAUACUACUGGAACAGUGGGAAAAGGCAUUGCAUCAUGGGACAGUUAAUAAUGAGGCGAUGCUCGAGAAGGAAAUGUCACAGACCUUAAAACAAAUCAAUGAAUUUCUUCAUGGAUUAGAAGUGGCUGCAAUGGUACAUGACAAGAGAAAGUUUGGAAAAGAGAAAGAAUGGAUUAGAUAUCAAGGAUUUGAACAACAGUAUCGAGAUAAAAUUAUGUUGGGGCAUACAUUAAAAGGUAAGGUAAAAGAAUUGUUGGAUCUGGAAGAUUCGGGAAUUCGCCUUUCAAAGUCACUAAGAUCUACCUCAGUCAAGUUUGCCCCUUCAGAAAUGAACAGCUUUGAGAACGAUUCUGAAGGAAAUAUCAGCAACUGCUCUCGAUACGGUUCAGAAAUUAAAGAUGUUCUACGCAAAUUCAAUAAAGUCCUGGUUAAGAGUUCACCUUUAGUACCUCAACUUUUGGAAUUACAGAUUCCAAAGGAUCAAAAGGAUUCUGGAGUUGAAAGAGAUGCAUUAGAGUUCCUGAUGGAACGAUUGGCAACAGACAAUAUCCAGCCUAUCUUCAUUUCACAUCCUUUAAAGCCAAAUGACUCUUCUCACACAGUCUCUUGCAGAAUCUUCAACACAACUGUGGAAGGCAAAGCCUCUGAGAAGACUGCUGCGAAGAAAGCAGCUGCACUAAAUAUGCUAGAACGGCUAGUAGAGGAUAAUGCUAAGGAUCAAUUGCCCUCUCAGAUCACCCCCUUCGCAGACUUGGAAGUCCAAGAAGCUUUGGGAAUUCUUUGUGAAACCCUAAGGUAUGAUGCGAUGCUAGCUGAGAUAUGUACAGAGAGACGUAAGCGCCCACCGCAAUACACCAAUGACUCAACAAGACACAGUCUCCGCAUUCUCUGUUCUGCAAUUGGUCUUCAAGGAGUAGGCACUCAUACAAAUCCUGUCAUGGCUAGACGCUUGGCAGCUCGUGAAGUUCUCUUACAAUUGAAACAGAAACCGACAUACUGAACAUACUAUAAUGUUGUUUUACUGUCAUUAUUAAUAAAUAAAACUUGUUGAACCAUAUA